AACAAAUUUAUUCUGAUCUAAAAUUCCUUGUAAGUUCUAAGUUCUAAGCUCUCAUCUUUGUGUUUUUGGAAUUUCUCUAUAAAAAGAAAAUGGCAGACAACUCUGAGAAGAUGAGCUACCACAUUGGAGAAGCCAAGGGCCAAGCCCAGGAGAAGGCAAGCAACCUGAUGGACAAGGCAGGUGAUACAGCCCAAUCAGCAAAAGAGUCGAUGCAAGAGGCAGGACAGCAGAUGAAAGCUAAGGCACAAGGUGCAGCCGAUGCAGUCAAAGAUGCCACUGGCAUGAACAAAUGAUAUUUGUUUUAUUGAUCAGCCCAUUUUUUGAGUUCUGUUAUCAGUGACUUUUUCGUUUUUGUUCUGUUUUUGGCUAAAGCUCCAAAAGGCCUUUGAGCCUCAUUCUUCAUAAUUUGUGUGGAAAAGAUCAAAGUGCUAAUAAUAAUUGAGUGUAGAGCCAAAAUAUUUUGCUUCUUUUCUGUAUCACCUAAAAAGUUUAGUAAAGAAUAUAUCACAUUAUUCUAUUUCA
Molecule: messenger RNA, 522 nt
Organism: Cucumis sativus (cucumber)
Lineage: Eukaryota; Viridiplantae; Streptophyta; Magnoliopsida; Cucurbitales; Cucurbitaceae
Product: stress-induced protein KIN2
Exons: 2
Coding region: 90-293 (67 amino acids)
Source: RefSeq, a predicted model, not a curated record